AGGACACAACUCAUUGUCUAAUCUCUACAUUAGUGGGUUGUGCAAGAAAAAACCACCUUAUUUUUACUGUCACAUAUACAUACACACAUAUAUCUCUCUAUUUCUAGGUUCUGCUUGUUGGUUCUAUCCGAAAACUGGGUCCACAAACAUCGCACUUUAUGCCCCUUUCUCCAUUUUAGUGGACAUUAAUACUCCAUUUUGUGAAGAAUCAUUUACUUUCUUUCCUUGCUUUCUUUUCUUAUUUGGAUUUUGGUGACUAGUGAGCCUAAUACUCGUUCUUGUGGUGUGUGUCUGCUAUUUUUCUUGGAUUUUUUCCACCCAGAAACGAAAAAGAUCUGGUUUUGACAUCUGGGUUGCUGUUUGUUUUGUGAUUUGCUAGCGGGUUUUGCUUUUCUUGGAUUGAUCUUGCCUAAAGUUUGGUUUUUUCAAGUGGGUUUGUGUUGGAUUUCAAGAAUUCGAUUGGAUCGAAUUGGAUGUCUGUGGUUGUGAAAUUGAGUAUCUUGAAGUUUGUUGGUGCCAGUGGUUUGUGAUGAAGACCUAGGUUAUGGAUUCGUGGUGAAUUUUUCGAUAUAGUUGGUUUUCUUGGCUGAGGUUUCUGUUGAUUCUGUGUGUAAAGAGAAGAUGAAGAGAGGUAAAGAUGACGACAAAAGUGUGGAGCCUAUGUUCCCUAGGCUUCAUGUGAAUGAUACAGAGAGAGGAGGGCCAAGAGCACCUCCAAGGAACAAGAUGGCACUUUAUGAGCAGCUCAGUAUUCCUUCUCAGAGAUUCAAUUCCGGGAUGUUGCCCAAUAACCCUAACAGUAGUAACAGUUUGAACCCUCCUUCAUCAAGCCAGGGGAGUGGACAUGAACGGGCCAUGUUGUUUCCUCGUCAGCUACCUUCUUCAGUGCAUCGAGUUGAGGAGCUAAAUCGAAAUUUUGGCCCAUCAGUGGAGCAGACAGGGACAAAAAGGAGGCAAGAAGAUGAUUUUACAGUUCCUAUUUUUUCCCAACCCAACAUGACUCAGGAUCCUUGCGUAAACAAUAAUGGUAUGGAUAGAAACAGACCGUCUCCCUUCAGUAAUUUUCAGAAAACCUGUGAGAAAGGGUCAAAACAACUCGACACAUCAAGGGUUAACCGGAGACAGGAAGAUAAUAGGGGAAGUGAAGGAAAAUCAAAUGAGUUGGUAGAGCUUAGGGCGAAUUUAAAAUAUUCUAAUCCAAAUCAAUCAUGCAGAGAAAGAUCUGAAAGCCCCCCGAAGCAAUUCAGUGUCUCUUCAACUUUUAAGCACAGCGAUCAUCCUACUCACUUGUCAAACAGAUUGAACAAUGGUCAUGAUAGUCUACAGCCUGACUAUAGAGAGGAGUCCCAGACAAUGAAAACUGGAUGGGGAGCUGGUGUCUCACUCAAUCAUUCUAGGGGAAUAGGUUACAGGGACUCUUCUAUCUAUACGGGUGACCUUCAGCAUAACAAGCAGAGAAGUCCCAGUAUUCCUACUAAUGAUGCUGAGUCGCGUGAAGAUGCUCGUAGAUCAGUACAUACAGAACCUCUUGACAUAGGUGAUGAUGUAUCUGAAAAUUCAAUGGUUGAUUCUAUGUCUGGCACAGAUUUGUGCCCUGAUGAUGUCGUAGGUAUAAUAGGCCAGAAGCACUUUUGGAAAGCAAGACGAGCUAUUGUCAAUCAGCAAAGGGUAUUUGCAGUUCAAGUAUUUGAGUUGCACCGAUUGAUAAAGGUGCAGAAGUUGAUUGCAGAAUCACCUCAUAUUUUGCUUGAAGAUGCCUUUAUAGGAAAACAUCUAAAGGGCUCAUCUGAAAAGAAGAACACCUCCGACUGUAUUGUAAAAACUACUCCCAAGACUAUCAGGCACAAUGAUGUUUCAGAGAAACCAGACAACAGGUUGGAGAGCUCUGCUGAGAAUGCUGUUGAGAAGACAUCUAUCUCACUUUUGGAAAAAGAUAGUCAGCCUCUUAACUAUGGUUCUUUUUCGGGAAAUCCACCUCCAAUACCUGCAAUGUCAGAUACAAACAUGAGCCCUUGGGGUUUUAAUCAGCCAUCUGGCCACCAGUGGUUAAUUCCAGUAAUGACUCCCACUGAAGGACUCGUGUACAAGCCAUAUCCAGCACCUGGAUUCGUGAAUCCAACUUAUGGGCCUCAAGGUUCAACUCCAGUGAUGGGUAACUAUCCGAAUUAUGGGCUUCCAGCUCCUCAGUAUCCAUAUCAAGGACUUGGGCCUGCCUCUUUUCCUCAUCCAUCUGGUCAUGGCUACUUUCCCCCAUUUGGCAUGCCCGUAAUGCAUCCACCCUUCGCUGGCCCUAUGGAAAACAUGGAACACUUUAACGUGCAAAACCAGGCCUCAUGUAAUGUGCCAAGUCAAAAGAAUGUAGACAUUCCAAAAGUUGUGAAGUUAAAUCCAUCAAAAACCACCGAGGUGCAGCUAAGUACAGCAAGUAGUCCAAGCGAGAGAAAGCAAAAAUCAAGGUCAGCUCAAACUGCAGAAAAGACAGCUCACACUGAAGAAAGAAGCAGUGAUGCACUCCCUCUUUUCCCCACAUCUCCAGUAGUAAAUCAGGUAGCAAAUGCAGGCACUGACCGUCCAACUCGUGUGAUCAAAGUUGUUCCCCACAAUGCCAGAUCAGCCACUGAAUCGGUUGCUCGGAUUUUCCAGUCUAUACAAGAAGAAAGGAGGCAUCAUGACGGUGCGUAACGUUUACCUAUGGAUACCAAUGGUUGAUAACCAUCACUAUGGGGGUGUGAUACUCCCAACUAUUUUGCUGCUUUGUCGUUUUCAUUAUACUUUGUCGUGUAAGAAGGUUUUGUCAGAGUACUUAUGAUGCUAUAUAGAUCUAUACUUGUAAUGUUGUAUGUCAACUCUGUUAAGUUAUGCAUGAUACCUGCCCUUAUACUAUAUAGGGAACAGUCUUGUAUCUAUAUGUUAACUCUAUUAUGGAAAAUAGAGAUAUUUCAGUGUAAUAACAUUUUGAAUGUAAGAUAGGAGACACUUUCAUGGUGGAC
This is a messenger RNA of Daucus carota subsp. sativus, 2990 nucleotides long. Its product is annotated as protein EARLY FLOWERING 3. The transcript is spliced from 5 exons. Lineage: Eukaryota; Viridiplantae; Streptophyta; Magnoliopsida; Apiales; Apiaceae. The record is from RefSeq and is a predicted model, not a curated record. Gene Ontology annotation, biological process: regulation of photoperiodism, flowering. The coding region runs from base 622 to 2682 and encodes 686 amino acids.